UAGUGGACUUGCAUUUUCUUCGGUUUUAUUCAAUUGAACAGAAAUAUUUCUCUUGGAAAUGAAGUAGAAAUUGUAAAUGUAUUGUUUCAUUCAAGCGGAAUUUAAAUCCAUACCAACCGUCGUUCUGAAGCACAACAUUGACACUGUCAAUUUGACAUUAGUUCACAGUAAACUUAUUCCGAUUGACGAUUAUUUCAUCAUAGCAACUUAUAGAUUAAAUCACCUUCAGAAAUAAAAUAUAUCGCAAAACAAACGUUUUAAAUUGUGCAUAAAAAUUUCUCUGAACGUUUUCAUUGAAGAAAAAAAAAAUCCGUAUAAAAAAGUGUAUCAUGAAAUAAUUUUAAAUCAAAUUGACUCGACAAAAUCUUUACAAUAGGAGUAGUUCAACAACCUUUCCGUCGAGAAUAAGUCGGAACUAUCGUUUGGUUUUUACAAAAAAAAAAAUCUUGAAGUGAUGGCAAAUAAACGGAAAAAAAUAAAUCGACAGUCAAAUUUGAAGCAUAAAAAGAGAGCGACAAACUCUGGUAUCACUACAAAGAUUGAUGAUGUAAACCUUGAUUGUUUGGAACAUAUAUUUCGAUUCCUACAUUUGGAGGAUUUGAUCAAUGUGGCUCAGGGAAAUAAGCACCUUAAAGCAGCAGCUAAUAUGACAUUCAAUCAUAAGUUCAAAAUGCCGAUACGUCUACAAAACUUUAACGAUGUGGGUGAAUGCAUCACAAUAUGCAACCAGAGAAAUGCGAUCAUAAUUCGGAAUUUGAAAUUUAUUUUCAAAUUUCUACGGCUUUUUGGAGAGAAUAUUUCGAUAGUAGAAGUAUGGCCAAAUGAUAUCAGAAAAGCCUUCAAACCAGAAGAUAUCGACAUAAUUACUUACGAAAGAAUCCUAUUUUACAUCAGCGAAUAUUGUUCAAAAUCGCUUACAUCAUUUACAGUGAUCAGACACCCUGACAACGUUUUUAUUGGAAUGAAGAACAGAUUUGAAAAUGUCGAAAUCGUUGAAACCCGUAUGGGAAACAUAGCAUCUGAAACACUACUGCAACUUGAAAGUUUAUUCCCCAGAAUGCGUGAACUAAGAUUAAUCUUCUAUCGUUCAAAAGUAGAAUUCAUAAAAUUCCCACGUUUGGAAAGGCUACGAAUAGGAAUCAUUGGAAAUAAUAUUUCGAAUAGAGAGAAUCUUGUCACAGCAAUCACAUUAAAUGCACAUCUUUGGGGCUUCGAAUUACGGGAUGCAUGCGAUCCAAAUAUUUGGAAGCUGAUCAGUACCGAAAUGAGGAGUCUCAAAUACCUUCAUAUGUUUUAUUCGUUCGUCCAUUUUAAAGGUUUUGAAAAUACACCCAUUCACUUCGAAAGUGUUGAAGAACUCAGUCUAGAUUUGCUUCGUAGAAAUAUUGAACCCAAACUUAUAGGUGUAUUGACAUUCAGUCGUCUCAAAGUGUGCACUUUCUAUUUCUUUUCAAAACAUUUAACACCAUUGCUUGAUUUUGUAGCGGCAAAUCCACAAAUUGAAAAACUCGUGUUAUUCAUAAGUUUACUAAAUAAGAAUGACCUAAAUACAAUUGGACUUGCAGUGGAGCAAUAUGCAGCACUUAAUCCUAUACAGAUAGAACUAUAUUUAUGUUCUGUCAUUUGCAAUGUAGACGAUUUUCUACGGUUUUUUAAAACAAAUCAAUACUUAUCUAAAAUCGAAGCGGGCUUCGGAAAUAUGUCUGAAAUUGAAUAUGUACGCAAGCAAAUUGCACCGGAAUGGAAAAUUAUCAAGAUUCAAAGUAUAAUUAGAAAACAUUUUAUAACAAUUUCUAGAUUAUAAAGUUGCUCUAUGGGCUCUAAGAAGUAGGCUUUUUAAAACAUAUAUUUUCGUUGAUUUCUAGUUUUCAUUACGUUGAAAGUAA
Sitodiplosis mosellana (orange wheat blossom midge) is the source of this 1886-nucleotide messenger RNA. RefSeq lists its product as uncharacterized. Bases 455 to 1804 code for a protein of 449 amino acids. The transcript has 2 exons. The record is from RefSeq and is a predicted model, not a curated record. Lineage: Eukaryota; Metazoa; Arthropoda; Insecta; Diptera; Cecidomyiidae.